Messenger RNA from Musa acuminata subsp. malaccensis (wild Malaysian banana), 818 nucleotides. Its product is annotated as non-specific lipid transfer protein GPI-anchored 5. The record is from RefSeq and is a predicted model, not a curated record. Gene Ontology annotation, biological process: lipid transport. Lineage: Eukaryota; Viridiplantae; Streptophyta; Magnoliopsida; Zingiberales; Musaceae. Gene Ontology annotation, molecular function: lipid binding.
AAGCCCUUCUUCACACACCUUCCUCCCAAUCCACGAGCUCAACCUACACUCAGCAACCUCCUCACAUUCCGAGGCAUCUCCGGCGAUCGGCGAAGACGAGAGAGAUGGCCAAGAAAGCGUUCCAGGUCGGCCUGGCGUUGGCCGUCAUGACCAUCGUGCUCUCGGGCCUCGCUUCGGCGCAGUCCGGCUGCACCACCACGAUCAUCAGCCUCGCGCCGUGCCUGAACUACAUUACCGGCAACUCGUCCACUCCCUCCUCCUCGUGCUGCUCCCAGCUGGCCAGCGUCGUCCAGUCCCAGCCGGCGUGCCUCUGCUCGGUGCUCAACGGCGGCGCCUCCUCGUUCGGGAUCACCAUAAACCAGACCCGAGCCUUGGCCAUGCCCGCCGCCUGCAAUGUCCAGACGCCGCCGGUCAGCGAGUGCAACUCUGUGGCCGGUGGACCGGAAAAAUCCCCGACAGCUUCACCGGCGACUCCAGCAACACCGGUCCCGUCCACACCAUCAUCUCCGAAAUCAGAAGGUGGAUCGAAGGCAACCCCGGCGACUACCUCAGAUGGCAGUUCUUACAAAUCAUCUCGUUCUCUGAUGCUUUCAAUCCUCUUCCUCGCCGGUUGCGUCUCCUUCACCGGCCUCUGAGUCCACCGCAACAAGAACUGGAUCAUCACUUCACUUCACUGCCGUUCAUUUAUUUAUGAGCAUCUGUCUGUGUCAACUCGAAUUCGUUAUCUUCUCAUGUUUGCACUGUAUUGAAGUGAUUUGGAGUUUGUUGUACUUAUUCUUAGUUGAGCUGAUUAAAAGAUUAUUGGUUUACUUAUAAUA